CUCGUUGCAGGUGUCCUGUCUCUGCGGCUCUGCACCAUGUCUGCUCUGUGGCUGCUGCCCUUCAACCAAGAACUCCACCAUCUCCCGCCUCCUCUUCACCUUCUUCCUCUUCCUCGGCACCCUCGUGUCCAUCAUUAUGAUAAUCCCCGGCGUGGAGAAGGAGCUGCACAAGCUCCCUGGCUUCUGUGAAGGCAGCGGAUCGGUCCUGGGGGUCCAGACCCACGUUGACUGUGGCAGCUUCCUGGGCCACAAAGCCGUGUACCGCAUGGGCUUCGCCAUGGCCGCCUUCUUCUUCCUCUUCGCUGUGAUCAUGGUGUGUGUGCGCAGCAGCAAGGACCCGCGAGCUGCCGUACAGAACGGUUUCUGGUUCUUCAAGUUCCUGGUGCUGGUGGGGAUCACAGUGGGGGCCUUCUACAUCCCCGAUGGUGCCUUCACCUCAGUCUGGUUUUACUUUUGUGUGGUUGGCUCGUUCCUCUUCAUCCUCAUCCAGCUCGUCCUCCUCAUUGACUUUGCCCACUCCUGGAGCCAACUGUGGCUGCGCAACGCGGGCGAGAGCAACGCCAAGGGCUGGUACGCAGCCCUCUGCAUUGUCACCUUCAUCUUCUACGCCACCUCCAUUGCGGCCAUAGUCCUGCUCUAUGUCUACUACACCAAACCUGAGGGCUGCACAGAGGGCAAAGUCCUCAUCAGCAUCAACCUCAUCCUCUGCCUCAUCAUCUCUGCUGUGUCCAUCCUGCCCAAGAUCCAGGAUGCUCAGCCACACUCAGGGCUGCUCCAGGCAUCUCUCAUCACCCUCUACACCAUCUACGUCACCUGGUCUGCCCUGGCCAAUGUACCCACCCAGACCUGUAACCCCACACUGCUGGUGAGGAACAGCACCGGCUCGGCGAUGACCACCCAACCACUGACCACCUGGUGGGACGCCCCAAGCAUCGUGGGGCUGAUAAUCUUCAUCCUCUGCACCCUCUUCAUCAG
This is a messenger RNA of Antrostomus carolinensis (chuck-will's-widow), 975 nucleotides long. RefSeq names its product serine incorporator 2. The record is from RefSeq and is a predicted model, not a curated record. The transcript has 7 exons. Lineage: Eukaryota; Metazoa; Chordata; Aves; Caprimulgiformes; Caprimulgidae. The annotation marks the transcript as partial. Gene Ontology annotation, cellular component: membrane.